AUGGGAGUACAGCCUCACAUCCUCCUUGUCACAUUCCCUGCUCAAGGUCACAUAAAUCCAGCCCUUCAAUUUGCCAAACGUUUAGUAGCCAUCGGUGCACAUGUCACCUUUGCUACAAGCAUCGGUGCCGCCCGUCGGAUGUCCAGAACCGGAACUUAUCCUAAAGGCUUGUCUUUUGCUUCCUUUGAUGAUGGUUCCGAACAUGGGUUCAGACCCAGUGAUGAUAUCGACCACUACUUCACCGAGCUCAGGCGUGUUGGCUCAAAAUCUCUGGCUGAACUUAUUGCGGCAAGUUCCCAAAAAGAGCGACCUUUUACUUGCGUGGUUUACUCCAAUCUUAUACCUUGGGUGGCAAAGGUGGCACGGGAACUUCACCUUCCUUCAACACUUCUUUGGAACCAAUCUCCUGCCCUUCUAGACAUCUUCUACUAUUACUUCAAUGGCUAUGGUGAUACCAUUAAGGAGAAUUUCGACGAUCCCUCCUUUUCGUUGAAAUUACCCGGAUUGCCUCCUCUUGGCAGCCGGGAUUUACCCUCAUUUUUCAAUCCUAGAAAUGCACAUACUUUUGCAAUCCCAGUAAAUAGAGAGCAUAUAGAAGUCCUCGAUGAAGAAACCAACCCGAAAGUUCUUGUCAACACCUUUGAUGCAUUGGAGCGUGAGGCUUUGAAUUCAAUAGGGAAGUUUAAGUUGGUUGGGGUUGGCCCUCUGAUUCCAUCAGCCUUUUUGGAUGGUAAAGAUCCUACUGAUACUUCCUUUGGUGGUGAUCUUUUUCAAGGCUCAAAGGACUACAUAGAAUGGCUUAACUCAAAGCCUGAAUCCUCUGUGAUUUAUAUAUCAUUUGGAAGCGUAUCUGUUCUGUCAAAGCCUCAAAAGGAACAAAUGGCGCGUGCUUUGCUGGAUACCAGCCGUCCAUUUUUGUGGGUCAUAAGAACAGAUGGAGGAGAGGAGAAAGAAGAAGAUGUUCUGAGUUGCAGAGAAGAGCUUGAAAAGCAAGGAAAGAUAGUGCCAUGGUGCUCUCAAGUGGAGGUUUUGUCACAUCCAUCAAUAGGCUGUUUCGUGACACACUGCGGUUGGAACUCAACUUUUGAGAGUUUGGCUUCUGGGGUGCCAGUGGUGGCUUUUCCGCAAUGGACUGAUCAAUUGACUAAUGCUAAGAUGGUUGAAGAUGUAUGGAAGACAGGUGUGAGAGUCAACGCUAAUCAAGAAGGGAUAGUUGAAGGCGAGGAGAUAGAUAAAUGCUUGGCGUUGGUCAUGGGAGGUGGAGAACGAGGAAAAGAGCUGAGAAAGAAUGCUAAGAAGUGGAAGGAUUUGGCAAGAGAGAGUUCAAAAGAAGGUGGCUCUUCUUACAAAAAUCUGAAGGCUUUUGUUGAUGAGAUGGGAGGAGUAGCUCCGUCGUUAGAAGUAUGA
Messenger RNA from Dovyalis caffra, 1407 nucleotides. The record is from the annotation of a GenBank genome assembly. NCBI's taxonomy places the organism in Eukaryota, Viridiplantae, Streptophyta, Magnoliopsida, Malpighiales, Salicaceae.